Molecule: messenger RNA, 5243 nt
Organism: Ahaetulla prasina
Lineage: Eukaryota; Metazoa; Chordata; Lepidosauria; Squamata; Colubridae
Gene: EFNA5
Product: ephrin A5
Exons: 5
Coding region: 1446-2132 (228 amino acids)
Biological process (GO): ephrin receptor signaling pathway; axon guidance; regulation of actin cytoskeleton organization
Cellular component (GO): plasma membrane; external side of plasma membrane
Molecular function (GO): ephrin receptor binding
Source: RefSeq, a predicted model, not a curated record
GGGCGUGACUAUUUAAAGACCCCCUCCCCUUUCCCUUUCCUUCCUCCUCUUUGGCAGUGUUGACUUCUGCUCCUCCAAUCCUGGCUGCUCCUCGCGGUCCCUGCCUGCCAGCCGCUGCAUUCGACUUUUCUUUCAUUUGCUUGGCGGACCGGGGAGAGAGGCGCUCCCCCGCUUCUUUCCACUCCCGCCGCGGCGAUUUCUGAGAGCGGGGAGCAGCUGCCUGCCGGGCAAGCCCCGGAAAGCUUUCUUCCUCUCUCUCUCCCCCCCCCCAUCGCCCUGCCUUCCUCGCUCACCCUCUGAUGUAGGCGUCUGCGGGGUUUCCUCGACCUCUUCUCCCCCCCCUCCGCCCCCCGUUUUAUUUUAAUCCCACCGCCGCCUCCCUCUUUCGCAAAGUUGACAUUCCAAGGACUCGGACCUCGCUUCGCUCCCGGAGCCACUUGGCGAAGCUUGAAGGAGAGACCGCCUGCUCCCACCUCCCGGGGAGAGGAAAAGCUGCUUCCUCGCCCUCCCAGCGAAAGAAGCCCCGAGAGCUGGAAGACGUCCUUUCUCCCACUUUCCGCUUCUCGUCCUCUCUUUUCCGAGCGCCCCUUUCCAGAAGCGAGUCGGUUGGGAUUGCAAACUCCUCUCGAUCCUCUCUCCCCUUUCCCCGCCGCCGGUUCUGGAUCCGUGGAUUCCGGCCGGGUUUUCCUCCAUCCGUCAGCCAAAGAAGAGGAACGGAGCAUCCCUCCCAGUGCGAGCCAGACGCUUCAACUCCGGCCUCCCGCAGCAGCAGCAGAAGCAGCUCGAGAUAAGCGAGGCCGACCGGCCGUCUGCUGCCGCCUCGGAAGCUUUGCCGCAGCAGCUCCUUCUUCUCCCCGGCGGCCUCCUUCUCCGCUCCCUCGGACCCUUCGCGCCAAAAGGCGGAAAAAAGAAAGUCCCAGAGAGGGAGAGCGCGGGGCGGGGGAAGAGCAGCUCUUUGCGAGGGGUGGGGAAGCCAGGACGGCGGAGCCGCCCAUACCAGCGCUGGACGGGGGCAGGGCCGGUGCAUGUCUCGCCUUAGGCUCCACACAGGACUCGCCGCUGUGAAUGAGCGCCUCCCGCCUUCUCCUUCGCCGCCGCCGCCGCCGCCUGCUGUUGCUGCUGCCGCCCGGCUCGUCGCCCAGCUCCCCCUAUCGGGCCACUCAGGCUCCCUACUAAGGAUCUCUCGUCGGGACCGGCUUUUUUUCGGCGGGGAUCUCCUCAAGCCUCCUCGUUUCCCUUGUACUUUUCUCUUUGUGUGUGUCCUGUGACUUUCUGUGGUUCGUCCUUCCUUCCUUCUUUUUCUUUUUUUCUUUCCUCCUCCUCCGCUUCUCUCGGUGUUUUCCUUUGUUCUUGUCCUUGUUGUUUUUUGUUUUUUUUUUGAAAAGACGCACACGCGCUCGCAGCUUCUCUGCCUACCACUUCGCCGUGUCUUGUGGCGGGGAGUGAUGCUCCACGUGGAGAUGUUGACGCUGGUCUUUCUGCUGCUCCGGACGUGCGUCUUCAGCCAAGAUCCCAGCUCCAAAACGGUGGCCGAUCGCUAUGCCGUCUACUGGAACAGCACCAAUCCCAGAUUCCAGCGAGGGGAUUAUCAUAUUGAUGUCUGCAUCAAUGACUAUUUGGAUGUAUUCUGUCCUCAUUAUGAGGAUUCGGUGCCAGAAGAUAAGACUGAACGGUAUAUACUUUACAUGGUGAACUUUGAUGGCUACAGCUCCUGUGAUCAUACCUCCAAAGGAUUCAAGAGGUGGGAGUGCAACCGGCCUCAUUCUCCCAAUGGACCAUUGAAGUUCUCAGAAAAAUUCCAACUCUUCACUCCCUUCUCAUUAGGAUUUGAAUUCAGGCCAGGCCGGGAAUAUUUCUACAUCUCAUCUGCAAUCCCUGAUAAUGGAAGAAGAGCCUGUUUAAAGCUGAAAGUCUUUGUACGGCCUGCAAACAACUGUAUGAAAACUAUAGGUGUUCAUGAUCGUGUUUUCGAUGUUAACGACAAAGUAGAAAAUUCAUUAGAACCAGCAGAUGAUACGGUACAUGAAUCGGCUGAGCCAUCCCGUGGUGAGAAUGCAGCUCAGACCUUAAGGAUAUCCAGUCAGCCUUUCACAACUCUACUGUUCCUUCUAGCAAUGCUUUUGACGUUAUAGCACAUAUUCCAGCAAGCUGCCACAGUCAACUUCAGGAUCUUGGAACAUCAAAGAUCCACUUAACUGCUCAUCCCAGCAACGGGACUUUGUAUUGGUUUGCAGAUGUUGGUUUGUUCUCCUUCCCCCAUCUUCUCCCUUUCUCUCCUCUGCAACCUGAACUUUGAGCAAAAAUUGAAGAGGAAUAACUAGACCUCUUCCUACUCCCAAGCUUUUCCCUGGCUUUCCUUGAUCCCUUCUAAAAUAAAUGGACUCCAAAUGAAAAUGCCAAAUUUCAAUAUUGACACUAGUGAUUCUUACUUUCCUCUGCAGCCUCUAUUUAAGAUACUGCCUAGUUAAUUCACUGGGCCAACCGUAUAUGGAGAAGGAAGAAUAAUAGGAAGAUGCAGUUAGUCGAAGAAUAAGGAAGUUAUUUGAAUAAAACCAAGAGAAGUUUUUUUUACUCUUUUCAAUAAAAUAUUUAUUUUUCCUUGUUCAGCACUGUAAGACGAUCAUGCAAUGCACUGUGUCACCAUGUCAGGACUGGAGGGAAGAUAUUAAGAAUAGAUAUAUCUCAGUGAACAGGCUCCUCAAAGAAAAGAGAUAUUAUUUGUAUGCAACUGCCUUGAAAGGUCCUUGACUGUAGAAGUUAUGCUCCAUAACAGAAGCUCUGUCAUUAGGGGAUAAAAAAGUGACUACUGACAUGCAAGGUCAGGUUUAGGAAACUAUGUCGGAGUGAUAGUGCCUCUGUUAGCGCUCUAGGUGGAUAGUGCACACCAGAUUACUUUUCUUUCGACUCAGAUACCAUGGUGCUACAACAAUUUUUGUUCAAAUGCAAAAAGGCAUUUCUGCACUUCUAAAAUAUAUUUUCUGUGUGAAUAAAGUGACCUUUCCCAAGGCUGACUUAGUAGCCAAUAGCCUUGGAUUCAGCUCUGGGUGAUGAUACAUACUACGUUGAUAACAGCGCAGGGCGGAGUAAACCUCUGGUGAGUGAUACAGAAUCCCCAGUGUCAUGGAUAAUUCUGCCUCCUUGAAAGUUUGGCAACUCUUGGAGUAAAAUGCUGCCAGAAAGGAACCAGGACAUUUGUCAUAGAGGGUGGAGGGGAGUUCUGCAUGGGAAAAACAGAGUACAGGAAGAUUGUUUUGAACUGUAGAGUGAAAGUUGAGGCCUUGAUCUCAUCUCUCUCUUCUUUUCCAACACAGUUGAAAAUUAGUGUAAAUGUCUUCAUUGGCAGGAGAUAAACUAGACAGACUCCCAAAGACUUUUAACUAUUUUGUUGCUUUUAAAAAUCCACUAGAGUAGAAAAUACAUUAUCUAGAUAUACCUUAUGCUGAAAAUAAUUAUAUAUGCUUGUCCUAUUUAAAGAUGAUAAAAUGUGGUAAUUUGUGACAAGAUUAUGGGGUGCUGAUUGGUUGAAAUCGGGGGUGAAUCCUUAGGCAGCUGUGAUAUAGCCUCAUAAAACAUUUACCAGGAAAUGCCUUCUUUAUAGUAUUCCAUUAACUUAGGCAAACCAAAUUUAGAUUUACUAAAUAAGAGAGAUCAUGAAAGCUACUUAGCAAACUUUGUUUUCUCUCAAAAUUAGUGAGAACAAAACUUAAAAAGAAUGAGGUCAGGCUUCACUGAAUUUUCACAAGAUAGCAAAAAAAGAAUUUAAUACUAAAUCAUAAUGUAAAUGGACAAAAUUUUGAAAAUGCUCUUUGUACUAUGAAAAGAAAGCAUUUUUUCUAAAAAAAAAAGUUGCAGAAUUUCAGGAUUCAAAAACAGCAUGAAUAAAAUGAUAAAUAUAAGGCGCUCUGAGCUUGCCUGAUACGACAAAGUCUGGGCUGUAUUUGAAAGCACAGAGAUGUCUGAUAUAGCACACAAAUAAAAAGAGUUUCAUAAUCAACACUGAGGAACGUCACUGCUUUCCUCGGAGUACAAUCAAUCAGUCUCCUCUCUUCAACAUGUAUUUUGGGUGCAUAUGUAGGAAGGGAUGACCUUGAAAAUAGUGAUCAAGGCAAAGACAAUGUUGCACAUGAAUUAAGAUCCUACAAGUGUAACCUACCAAUUGCAAAUAUGAGUCACACUGUUUGUUGUCCUAACAAUGGCUAUAGCUGUUUUUUCAUCAUUUAUCUACCGAUAAUAAAAGGCUGGACUCACUUGCCUCAAUAGCACGCUUUCUAAACCACAGAUUGUCACCACAGUGAAUUCAAACUUUUGCUUUGCCACGGCACCACUGCUAAUCUAAUGAAUAAAAGCAACACUGUAAUUACAGUUCAGAUGCUAAUUGCUACACUGCCUCAAAUGCAGAUUUGUCGGCAGUAGGUUUACAGGACCUUCAGAUAUUUGAUGGCAUCAGGCAAUCUUAUUAAGCAAGAAAUGGCCAUGUUCACAGGACAUAGUGAGACGUAAGACUUGAUUAGUAUAAAUACUUCUGAACAAUGCAGAUACUAAACCAUCCAUUUGUAUGUUCCAUCUGAAAGCAAAUCAUAAAUCCUUAUCAAAGCAAUUAGCCAUAAGCAAGCCAUAGUUUUAUUCUGUGGUACGUGCAGGCCAUGAAUUGUAUCUCCUUGGAACUGAUAUUUAGCAAGGUUUGCUGCUCAUGCAGGAGCACUGAUGCUAACCAAGCCUUAUGGUGCAUUCAUGCAAAUGUGGCCAGUGCCUGAAAAUGUUUUAAUCUCUCCCACUUGGGUGUGUGUGUGUGCGUGCGUGCGUGUUGUCCUGACGUCUUCAAAAAGAUGCCAGUAUGUAUGUUUAUAAUAGCCCCUGUUCUCAAGCAUGACAUAUGAGAUACAACAUUUGGUCCCCUCAAUUCAGACAGUCUGCCCUGUGCCAUCCAGUCCGAGUUUGCUAAGGGCUUUGCAAAGGGUAGCAGGGAAAUAAGGAUUGAUCUGUGUGGUGGAUACUGUGUAUCCUUUAAUAGACAACAAGGUAACAUUUUGUGUUAGUUUAGAAAUAUUGUUUUGUACUGUACUUUCUCAGCUGGCGAAGGAAAGACAAGUUAAGACAAAAAAAAUGCUAUGUUCUUUAAAUUCUGUAUUAUUAGCAGCCUCUGUUGUACAUAGUGUUUGAUAAUAAAGUAUUAAUUUGAUUAUUAUGUCUUUUGUAAGUGAGAAGAAAAUAGAUUUUCGUGAUAUUAAAAUUUAAAUAAACAA